CAUGACCCUGAGAUCACAACCUGGGCCAAAACAAAGAGUGGUUUCAACUCUGCCACCCAGGCGCCCCCCUCACCAGCCACAUCGCCACUUGUGGCCAUGGCCUACCACACUGCACAGCACAGGUCACGCUGCUGAUCGCCUUCAUCUGCGUGAGGAGCUCUGUGUGGUACAGCUACAGUGCCUACAGCUACUUCCAAGUGGUCACCAUCUGCAACUUGAUAAUGAUCCUCAUCUUUUAUCUGGUGCACCUGUUCCGCCUCUACCGCUUGCUCACGUGCAUCAGCUGGCCCCUGUCGAUCUUUGGUUUCGUGGCUACAUUCCUCUGCCUGGCGAGUAUCUGGAUGUCCUACAAGAUCUCAUGUGUGACCCAGUCAACAGAUGCAGCUGUGUGACGCCACCCCAGGCUGGCCCCACUGGAGGCCCUGCAGACAGGAGGGUCAGUGGGCCAGCCCCCAUGAAGGGCUUCUGACCCUGAGCUUCUGUGCCAAAGCCCCGUCCACGUAGGAGGGUGUCCUGGGCUCCGGAGCCACGCUGAGCCUCUCUUUCCAGUCCUUGGAGAAUAGUCCUCCCCGCCUAGGAAUGAAGACCAGCCUCCAGGGAGAUCUGGUCUCUCCCUCCUGCUUUGGGAACCAACCGCCUCAGGGACCGAUGACCCCACUUAACUCACGAGGGAGGGGUUUCUGGAAACGCCUGCCUAAAUCUGCUUCUGCUUCACAUUCCUCAGGGGGAGUGAAGCCGCCUUAAGUCCCCUUAUAGAAACCAAGCCAUCUCCUAAUUUAUCUAGCUUGGGAAGUCCCUCUGGGAGAGACCCUCUUUCUUAAGUGAGGCACAUCUGCAGAAGCAGUCUGCGGUCAGCCUGUCCCCAGAUCAGAGAUCCUGGCUCCUUUCGGGCCUCAGCCUUAAUUCCCAUUGUGUGUGUGUCUGUGUGUGUUUUGUGUGUGUGCAUGUGUGUGUGUGUGUGUGUGUGUCUGUGUAGGGGUGUGUGUGUGUUUUGUAAUAAAAUAAUUGACUUGGCCAGUUGCACAAGGAUUUCUCAUUAACUGAGGCUGUCAACCAGGAUUAGAGUGAUGGGGCCCACAGGACUCAUGGGGAAGCCUGGGGGCCCCACCCGUGUGUGUGCACACCACCCCCUCCCCGGGGAAGGAGAACAGCAGAGGCAGAUUUGCAUAGUAAAUUCAGAGUAAAUUGGUGGUGAAGGGUGGAAGCCAGUACUGUUCACACACAAACAGAAAGCAGUAUUCAAGAGCCACGCAAGCAGCCCUUUAAAAAAAAAAAAAAUAAGGUAGGAGAUUCUGGAACAUACUACAACAUGAGGAACCUCAAAGUCAUAAUACUGAGUGAAAUAAGCAGACAUCUAAGGACCAGAACUGUCUGAUGCCAUUUACAGGAGGUUCCUAGAGAAGUUACAAGUCAGAGACAGAAAGAAUUGUGGCCAGGGACCGAGAGCAGGGACCGGGGAGUUCAUGUUUCAUGGGCACAGUGCCAUUUGGGAAGAAUGAAAUGUUCUGGAGAUGGAUGGUGGCGGCGGCUGCCCAACAACAUAAUGCUACUGCACCCCUAAAAAUGGUUAAACUGGUAAGUUUUAUGUAUCUUUUACCACAAU
Molecule: messenger RNA, 1603 nt
Organism: Mustela erminea (ermine)
Lineage: Eukaryota; Metazoa; Chordata; Mammalia; Carnivora; Mustelidae
Gene: CMTM7
Product: CKLF like MARVEL transmembrane domain containing 7
Exons: 4
Coding region: 2-469 (155 amino acids)
Cellular component (GO): membrane
Source: RefSeq, a predicted model, not a curated record